Molecule: messenger RNA, 1662 nt
Organism: Dermacentor albipictus
Lineage: Eukaryota; Metazoa; Arthropoda; Arachnida; Ixodida; Ixodidae
Product: peptidase M20 domain-containing protein 2-like
Molecular function (GO): dipeptidase activity
Source: RefSeq, a predicted model, not a curated record
CACCAUACAUUUUCCUAUAAACUCUAUGGUAUGCACAAUGCUAAAGUGGUAAAAACUAUCACGUAUGUCGCGAACGUCGUGUCCAAAGCCGCGCCCCGUUUACGUCCCGCAAGGUGACACCCUGUAGAAAAUGCGGAUCUUAAAGGCUAUGCUUUUGCUGGUUAAAUGAGGCGGAAGCAGAAAGUCGGAAAUACGUAAUAGACGUCGGUUUUUGGACGCCAACGAACUGGGUAUUUUCGCUUCAUUGGAAGACUGGUGGGACAGGUCUAUGCUGUUCUUCGCGUGUUCAUCAGCCGACUGACUGCGUUCGAAGCGAGCCAUGGGCUACUACCGUGGUGGUCCCGUGAUUUGCAUCAUAUGCGAAUACGAUGCGCUGCCUGUAGUUGGACAUGCCUGCGGGCACAACUUAAUAGCUGAAGCAGGGUUUGCCGCUGGAGUGGCCGUGAAGGAAGCGUUGCGGGCCGAUCCGAAGCUGAAGGGCAAGAUUGUUGUCCUUGGAACACCAGCAGAGGAAAGUGGUGGUGGAAAAAUUGACCUGAUUAAUGCAGGUGCAUUCGCUGACAUAGAUGUGGCCAUGAUGGUUCAUCCCAGCAGAAGCAAUGAACUGGUUCCACUAUUUAUUGGUGUUGGCCAUAUCAGUGUAACAUACCAUGGAAAAGCUGCGCACUCAUCAGGUGCCCCUUGGGAUGGGAUUAAUGCUGUGGAUGCAGCAGUCAUGUGUUACAAUGGUCUGUCGUAUCUUAGACAGCAUAUCAAGCCGAACUGUCGUGUAGGAGCUAUAUUUACUGAUGGAGGUGCAGCAGUUAACAUUAUCCCAGAACGUUCUGCCAUGGACAUCUUAUACCGUGCUCCCACUGUGAGCAUGAUGGCUGAAUUGCGCAAGAAGGUCAUGUCUUGUAUCUCUGCUGGUGCUGAAGCCACAGGUUGUACCAUGGAAGUGACACGGUCCUUUAGCUUCAAGCCAGUUGUUACCAACUCUGUGCUCGCACGACUUUACAAGAAGCAUGCUGAAACACUUGGUUGCCUAAAAGCGAAGCAUUCUUUGUCAAUGAUUGGAAGUUAUCGAGCUGAAGUUAUCUGCCUCAUGUGCUUGCUCAAGAACUGGUGCCUCUGCACAAAAAUCACAGCUCUCUUACGAAUCAGUCAGAACACUCCUUUGCAUCUCUCUCUCUCCCUCGAGACUCCAGUGUUAAAUUUGAUGAUGGCAACAGUGAGGCCAACCUUUUUGUGGCUUCAUCUGACAUGGGCGAUGUGUGCCACACAGUGCCCAGCAUUCACCCUAUUUACCGAAUUGAUUCAGCUGGACCAAACCACACAAAGGAGUUCACAGAUGCUGCAGGCCAUCCAUCUGCUCAGCCACCAACACUAGUUGCUGCUAAAGCCAUGGCUUUAGCAUGCCUUGACAUUUUGCUCAACCCGGAUGUGCUCAUACCUGAAGCUAAGGCAGCAUUUGCUGCUGACAUGGAACGAUCAAAUCGCAGCUGAUAACCAUCCUUGAAGUCUCUAUACCAUAAGAGUGGUUGAUACUGCCUGCGAUAAAAAAUGCACUUAUAAGUGUAAAAUGUUGGUUGGCAAAGGUGUUCACUGAUACUAGCAACGGUUAUUGAAGGCUCAUUAUGUACCGUAGUGGUUAAAUAAAGUUAUGGGUUGUUUGUUAUUAGA